AUGAUCGAGAUCGAAGAGCCUGAUUUUAGGCAAAGUGACAACCAAGUCUUUAAGGAUCUCUUUGGAGGGACUAUGGGUGGAAUCGCCCAGGUCUUGGUAGGUCAACCGUUUGACACUGUUAAAGUUAGAUUGCAGUCAGCGCCUGAAGGAACAUAUAACGGAGCCGUGGAUGUGAUUAAGAAACUCAUGGCCAAAGAAGGGCUUGGUGGAUUUUACAAGGGUACGUUGACACCGUUGAUCGGGGUCGGAGCUUGUGUUUCUGUUCAGUUUUCUGUAAAUGAGUUCAUGAAGAGAUACUACGAAGAAAAAUUGCAAGGUCAGCCCUUGUCUCUCCUUCAGUUCUUCAAUUGUGGUGCAGUUGCUGGGUUUGCAAAUGGAUUUUUAACAUCUCCGAUCGAACAUAUUCGUAUUAGAUUGCAAACACAAACCACCAAAUCUUUUUCCGGUCCUAUAGAUUGCUUCAAGAAGAUUUACAGCGUGGGCGGCCUUGCCUCUGGAAUUUACAAAGGAUUGGCCCCAACCUUGUUCAGAGAGAGUGUUGGCUUGGGUAUCUAUUUUGCGACAUAUGAAGCAUUGAUUUCUAGGGAACUAGGAAACAAGAUCUAUGCCACUAGGACAGAUAUCCCUGGCUGGAAACUUUGCAUGUUCGGAGGAUUGUCUGGCUACACCCUUUGGUUGUCUAUUUAUCCGGUUGAUGUGAUCAAGUCCAAAUUGCAAACGGACUCAUUGAACAAGCCUACUUAUAAAGGGUCUGUGGACGUUAUUAGAGAUAUCUCCACCAAGGUGGGUGUCAGAGGAUUUUACAAGGGAUUUGUUCCAACAAUAUUGAGAGCUGCACCAGCCAAUGGUGCGACGUUCGCUGUGUUUGAGUUGAUGAUGAGACUUCUCAAUUAA
Messenger RNA from Metschnikowia bicuspidata var. bicuspidata NRRL YB-4993, 894 nucleotides. RefSeq names its product organic acid transporter (gene YMC1). The transcript has a single exon. Gene Ontology annotation, biological process: mitochondrial L-ornithine transmembrane transport. Bases 1 to 894 code for a protein of 297 amino acids. Gene Ontology annotation, molecular function: L-ornithine transmembrane transporter activity. The record is from RefSeq and is a predicted model, not a curated record. Lineage: Eukaryota; Fungi; Ascomycota; Pichiomycetes; Serinales; Metschnikowiaceae.